Acanthochromis polyacanthus (spiny chromis) is the source of this 1501-nucleotide messenger RNA. Its product is annotated as GTPase IMAP family member 7-like. The record is from RefSeq and is a predicted model, not a curated record. The coding region runs from base 4 to 1011 and encodes 335 amino acids. The transcript is spliced from 2 exons. Lineage: Eukaryota; Metazoa; Chordata; Actinopteri; Pomacentridae. Gene Ontology annotation, molecular function: GTP binding.
GAGAUGGCUUCAAGGAGGAUUGUCCUGCUGGGAAAAACUGGAGUUGGAAAAAGCAGCCUGGCAAACACCAUAUUUGAAGAAGAGGUGUUCAAGAUAAACCAUUCACCCGUUACUGAAGAAUAUCAGUCCAGCACAGCAACCAACUGUAUCAAUGGAAAAAACAUCACUCUGAUUGACACACAAGGUUUUUUUGACACACGUGAGUCCGAGGAGUCACUCAAGGCCGAUAUACUGAGGUGUAUCACUGAAUGUGCCCCUGGACCUCACGCCUUCUUCAUCGUGCUUAAAGUGGAGAAAUUCACCAAGCAGGAGGAAGCUGUGAUCAACAAAAUGCGGCAGUAUUUUUCUGAAGAUGCUCUGAGAUAUUCUGCAGUUGUCUUCACUCAUGGAGACCAGCUGCCGGAGGGAAAGACAAUUAAGGAGUUUGUCGGUGGGAACAAAGCCCUGAGUGAGCUGGUGAAGGAGUGUGGAGGCCGAUGCCACGUGGCCGACUGCAAAUACUGGAAAGAUAACAAAGAGGACAACUACAGGAACAAUCGUUUUCAAGUGACAGAGCUACUCAGGACAACAGACAAGAUAACUGAGGCAAACAACGGCCAGUGCUACACCAAUGAGGUGCUGAAAGAAGUGAAAAGCGAAAUGCGAAAAGAGGAAGAGCAGAUUGGACAGUCAUCAGGAGGCAUGUCACAGGAAGAGAUUAGAACUAAGGCUAAGAGGAGUGUAUUUGAAUCGUUGAAGAUCAGACUGACAGGUGUUGCAGCAGGCGCACUGUUAGGAGCCUUGCUGGGUGUAGUAGAGAAAGUUACAUCCCCUCUUAGAAAUGUACAGGGGCUUUCAGAUAUUGCUGUAACUGGAGCAGUACAGGGAGCUAUUGUGGGAUACAAUGCAUCUGAUGGAGCAACAUCUCCAAGUGACGCCAUCAAUAAAACCAUUAAGGCUUACUUUACCCAGAGACCAGGGGGUGCAGAAGAGCCAAAAAAAAGCAAAAGAGGAUACGAACAGAGCAGCUAACUGAUAAUUCUGCAUUUGAUGUAAAUUACCCAUUCAGAUAUUUACUGAUAAAGUAUCAAAAACACUCUUUCUGCAGAAGGACCUGAGUCAGAACAAUGUAUAUUUUAGUACUGGAUCAUACUUACUGGUGCAUGAAUGUAGGAAGCAUCACUGAUUAAUACUUCAUAAACACAGCUAUGUGCUUAAUGCUUGUUAGUUUGAAUAAGAACAGUAAUAUUCAUCUGAACUGUGGCCAGAGCUGCUACUUCUUAAUAAUCUCUGUCAACUGUGAUAUUCACUGUACAUUCAAAAGUAUAUAGUUGAUGGCUUGGUGUUAGUUUUUCAGUUAAUCUGGGCUAAUCCCAAUGGAAAUAUUACAUGAAUGUUAAAGACAUUCAGGGGUCUUGCAUUAGUUUAUGAGUGACUCAGUUAAACAGUUGUGUUGUGUGCAGAUGCUUUUUCUGUUACAGUGUCACCGACCAUGAAGACUUAAUAAAGACUGUGAUGAAAA